This is a messenger RNA of Jaculus jaculus (lesser Egyptian jerboa), 3080 nucleotides long. RefSeq names its product E3 ubiquitin-protein ligase TRIM39. Lineage: Eukaryota; Metazoa; Chordata; Mammalia; Rodentia; Dipodidae. The transcript has 7 exons. Gene Ontology annotation, molecular function: protein binding; zinc ion binding. Gene Ontology annotation, biological process: protein stabilization; negative regulation of proteasomal ubiquitin-dependent protein catabolic process; tRNA processing. The record is from RefSeq and is a predicted model, not a curated record. The coding region runs from base 78 to 1544 and encodes 488 amino acids. Gene Ontology annotation, cellular component: nucleolar ribonuclease P complex.
GGAGGAGGAAGGAGGGAGGCAGCGCUCGGGCGGCUCCGCGGCCCGCACUCCGGGACCCGGAGCCGGGAAGUUAAAUAAUGGCAGACACAAGUCUGUUGGAGGCUGGAGCCUCUGCAGCCUCAACAGCUGCUGCUUUGGAGAAUCUGCAGGUGGAAGCGAGCUGCUCGGUGUGCCUGGAGUAUCUGAAGGAGCCUGUUAUCAUUGAAUGUGGGCAUAACUUCUGCAAAGCUUGCAUUACCCGCUGGUGGGAGGACCUAGAGAGGGACUUUCCUUGUCCUGUCUGUCGGAAGACAUCCCGUUACCGAAGUCUCCGGCCUAAUCGGCAAUUAGGCAGUAUGGUGGAAAUUGCCAAGCAACUCCAGGCAGUCAAACGGAAGAUCAGGGAUGAGAGCCUCUGUCCUCAGCACCAUGAGGCCCUCAGCCUCUUCUGCUAUGAAGACCAGGAAGCUGUAUGUCUGAUAUGUGCAAUUUCCCACACCCACCGAGCCCAUACUGUCGUGCCACUGGAUGACGCUACACAGGAAUACAAGGAAAAACUGCAGAAGUGCCUAGAGCCCCUGGAACAGAAGAUAGAUGAGAUCACCUUGUGCAAAUCCUCUGAAGAGAAAAAGCCUGGGGAGCUCAAGAGACUAGUGGAGAGUCGCCGGCAGCAAAUCUUAAAGGAAUUUGAAGAGCUUCAUAGGCGGUUAGAUGAGGAGCAGCAAUCGCUGCUUUCACGACUGGAGGAGGAGGAGCAGGACAUUCUACAGAGACUGAGAGAAAAUGCUGCUCACCUUGGAGACAAGCGCCGGGACCUGGCCCACUUGGCUGCUGAGGUGGAGGGCAAAUGCUUACAGUCAGGCUUCGAGAUGCUUAAGGAUGUCAAAAGCACCCUGGAAAAAUGUGAGAAGGUAAAGACCUUGAGAGUGACUUCAGUAUCUAUAGAGCUGGAAAAGAACUUCAGCCAUUUUCCCCGACAGUACUUUGCCUUAAGGAAAAUUCUUAAACAGCUAAUUGUGGAUGUGACCCUGGACCCUGAGACUGCUCAUCCUAACCUAGUCUUGUCAGAAGAUCGCAAGAGUGUCAAGUUUGUGGAGACAAGACUUCGAGACCUCCCCGACACACCACGGCGUUUCACCUUCUACCCUUGCGUCUUGGCUACUGAAGGCUUCACCUCAGGUCGACACUACUGGGAGGUAGAAGUGGGUGACAAGACUCAUUGGGCCGUAGGAGUAUGUCGGGACUCUGUGAGCCGAAAGGGCGAGUUGACUCCACUCCCUGAGACUGGCUACUGGCGGGUACGGCUAUGGAAUGGGGACAAGUAUGCCGCUACCACCACACCUUUUACCCCUUUGCAUAUCAAGGUGAAACCCAAGCGGGUGGGUAUUUUCCUAGACUAUGAGGCUGGAACGCUGUCUUUUUACAACGUCACAGACCGCUCGCAUAUCUACACCUUCACAGAUACUUUUACUGAAAAACUUUGGCCCCUCUUCUACCCAGGCAUCCGGGCUGGUCGGAAGAAUGCUGCACCACUUACCAUCAGACCCCCAACAGAUUGGGAGUGACAGGUUGGGAUGUGGCUUGAUCGGGGUAAGGCAGGGUCAAAAGUGAUGGGCCUUCCUUCCAGUGGCCUGCUGGAAUGUCUUGAUGUCUGCCUGGUUCCAGUCCUGAGCCAUCUUGAGAAACCCUUUGUUCUCUAGGAUGGUUUGUGUGGAGGAGUAGAGGUAUAGGACUGGGCUGCAUGACAGAGCACAGCUGCGGCUCCCUCACUGUUGGAAGGAGAGCAUGCUCCCAGGGGAUUGUAAUCUCCGGUGUUCAUCAGGUUUCCUUUUGCACAAGGACAGGUUAGGAACGAGAGAGGCUUUUCCAGAAACAAAAAGUCUAUGGGAGGGUCUAACUGACUCAGCCCAUAAGAGGAGACAAACUUUAAGGGCUUCUGUGACCAGAAUAGUCUUGUUCCUUGAGAGAUCACAGGGACCAGUAUACCUCUAUUGUGAAAAGAGACGGACUAUGCUGAAGAGUUGCUGUUACGGAUUUAGAAGUUGAGUUUUUCGGAGAGCAGAGAUUGAGCAUUACUUUUAGAAGGAAGAUCAGGGAAGAGGCUAAAGGAACACAUCCAUAUCAACUAAUAAUAAAGAAGAGGGAGAUUUGUGUCUAUUCUCAGGGUAAUGUUGCCAUUACCCAUAGGAUUGCUCAGAGGUCAGAAUGUGGGGAGAAGGAAAAGGUGGAAAGAAAGGAGAGCCCAGGUUCCUGCCUUGACCUUCAGCAAAGACAGCUUAUUCCUGCCUCCUGCAAUUAGUUGUCUUCAAGAAGUUACUCAUCUUCUCCCAGAAGGUGAGAGGGAAGUAAUCCUAUGAGACCCAUCUGCCCUUCCUCUGUUUUCUUAAGGGAACUUGGGGAGGAGUCAGGUAUUUGAGGAAAGAGAAAGGUGUAUCUAUCCAAAGCCCUGGCCUUAAAGAAUGUUACUAAGUAGCUAUUUCCAAGUGAUCAGCCUUGUCCCCUGGCUCAGGUGUCCAAGUCAGAAAGGAAGAAAGGUAACAAUGGAGUCUUUUCUCAUCCAGAGGACAGGGUAUAAGAGGGUGGUAUGUGUAUCAGAGAGCCAGAUAGGCAGCUUCCUCGGCCUUGUGCAUCUGGCCCAGAACUAGUGUUCACAACAGCCGGUAGCUUGUCUGUUGUCAACCUUCACCCUUUGAUAGUCCCCUUUUCAAAGAAUGUAAACCAUUUCAAUGUUAGGCCAAAAUAAAUAACCCAUAGGGUACAUAUGUUGUCACAAAAGGUAAAGUGAUGCAUGCCAAACCAAACUAAAAACAACCCGGAUUAUCUGCUGCUUGGGUAAUUUCCACAUAAAACUGAGACAAGAAACUGCAGUCUAUUGAGGACAUUUCAGUUCCUCCUACCACCUCAGCAGGACUUUGUCCACUCUCCUCCUCUUACCUUUGUGCCUUGACUGUGGUUCUUUGUGGCAAAAUACUUCGGUUGGUAAAAAUAUGGAACAAAGGAUCCACUGAAGUGAUCUCUGUGUUGUGUGAUAAUUUGGCAAUGGCCUUAUGUUGAUGUGUAAAGAAUCACUGGGUAUGAAAAAUACAUGUUUCUAGAUCUCA